UUCUUCUACUGCGACCAUCAUCAGCCAUGUCGUCGAAGCGCAAAUGGGACGACCCAGCAGAGGGCGAGUCGGCGUCGAAAGCUGUCAAGGUCGAGGACGGGAAGAGCGCGUCUGAAGCAGCAGCCGCAGCCGCCGCCAUUGCUGCAAAAAUCGCUGCCCAAUACGCAGGCGCAUCGCCGCUCGGCAAGGACCCCCACGACGCUGACUUCACGCAUGAUAUCGACAUUAACGAUGUCAGAAAUAGGUACAUGUUGACGAAGGGAUCUACCCAGCAGCAGAUUCAUGAUGAAACGGGUGCUUCAGUUAGCACGAAGGGAACAUGGUACCCAGAUAGGGCAAAGGCGACCGAGAAGGACCCGCCGCUGUAUCUUCACAUCUCUGCCUCAUCGAGGGAAGUGUUGCAGAAGGCGAUAGACAAGGUUAAUGAGCUCAUUAAUACGGAUCUGGGACCUUUGGUGGAGGAUAAAAGCUCUCGACUACGCGAGAAGCGGAAAUGGCCUGAAGAGAAGCUCCCGAUCGGACUGGAGUCCAUCCGCAACUUCAACGUGCGGGCGAAGGUUGUCGGACCUUCCGGUCAGUUCGUGAAAUAUAUCCAAGCGGAAACGGGGACUCGGGUUCAGAUCAAAGGUCUCGGUUCCGGAUUCGUCAACCAAGAGACGGGACGUGAGGAGGAAGUGCCGAUGUAUAUUCAUGUAACUGGCCCCGAUGAAUCCCAGGUAGCUCGCGCAAAAGUGCUUACGGAAGACCUGCUUGAGGUAGUGCGCGCCGAACACGCCAAGGUUGCACAGUGGCUUCAGCACCAGCAAAUGGAACUACAUCAAGCGCAGAUGCAAUAUGCUUCCUACGCUGCUGCGUAUACCGGUUAUGCUCCUCAGCCGGGCGGCGCUCCUCCGCCACCUCCAGGUGCAUCUCCACCACCACCACCUCCUGACGGGAGCCAACCCCCACCUCCUCCGGGCGGUGCCCCAGCAGGGGCCGGUCAAGGCGCUGUUCCGUCAGCGAAUGACGUGGAUGCGUACGCCGCAUAUUGGGCUGCAUACGGCUACGACGUGAACUCUCCGCAGUUCAAGGAAUGGGCUGCAAGCCAGCAACAGCAAUACGCUCAAUACUAUGCUCAACAAGGAUACGGCACGCCCAGCCAAGUGCCUGGAGCUUCUCCGCCCGCUCCGAAUGGUGCCGCCCCUCCUCCACCUAGCGACCCAGCACCCCCUCCACCACCUCCAGCUUAAGCCCUAGUCAUGGUUUAACUCACAUAUCUGCACCGUUGUGAGAGAGACUGAACACUUAACACUGCGAUAUCUUUUAGGGAUCUGGGUAGCAUAAUGUUUCUGAAUCGGCAUGUAGAGUGCAUUGCGUUUGAUCUCUUGACUGUUGUCGUCUAGCUAUCUAGGUGCUGCUGUCCUACCGUGGUGGGCGAACGCAAGGGUAGUACGGACCGUGAUGGUGUGACGGAAGGACGGGCGAAUUGCAACAGUAAGUGAGGGAAUGAAUGCGUAGAGAUGGCCUUGUUCCGCAUGUCCUGCAAUUUCCGCGUCAACUCACGGGGCCUUCGCGUCUCCAGCUACCUCUCAAGCUGCCUUGGGCACAAGUGAAAUGUCGUCUCUUUCGCCGUGACCGUAGGUGUCUGUACAUCAUAAAUCCUCCGGGUCGCUGUAGGUGAUAUAAAAGUCGCCUAUGUUCCGUGUGGCGUCCAAGAAUUACUCAUGGGAGCACGCCGCAAUCUCUGCAGCCUGCG
Messenger RNA from Gloeophyllum trabeum ATCC 11539, 1735 nucleotides. RefSeq lists its product as uncharacterized. The coding region runs from base 27 to 1229 and encodes 400 amino acids. Lineage: Eukaryota; Fungi; Basidiomycota; Agaricomycetes; Gloeophyllales; Gloeophyllaceae. The transcript is spliced from 7 exons. The record is from RefSeq and is a predicted model, not a curated record. Gene Ontology annotation, cellular component: nucleus. Gene Ontology annotation, molecular function: RNA binding.